Ylistrum balloti is the source of this 3198-nucleotide messenger RNA. RefSeq names its product ecdysone-induced protein 75B, isoforms C/D-like. Gene Ontology annotation, molecular function: RNA polymerase II cis-regulatory region sequence-specific DNA binding; zinc ion binding; nuclear receptor activity. Bases 4 to 3198 code for a protein of 1064 amino acids. The record is from RefSeq and is a predicted model, not a curated record. Gene Ontology annotation, biological process: positive regulation of transcription by RNA polymerase II; cell differentiation; hormone-mediated signaling pathway. NCBI's taxonomy places the organism in Eukaryota, Metazoa, Mollusca, Bivalvia, Pectinida, Pectinidae. The transcript has 14 exons.
AGUAUGACAACAAUGGGAAAGGAGGCCAGUCUGGAUGGAUUAGAAUUUGACGGAGAUACCGUCUUGUGCCGUGUUUGUGGUGACAAAGCAAGUGGUUUUCAUUAUGGAGUACACGCCUGUGAAGGCUGCAAGGGAUUUUUCCGACGCAGCAUCCAACAGAAGAUACAGUACCGUCCAUGUUUAAAGAACCAGCAAUGCAAUAUAAUGCGAGUGAAUCGGAACAGAUGCCAAUAUUGUCGUUUAAAAAAGUGCAUUGCUGUCGGGAUGUCUCGAGAUGCUGUGCGGUUUGGCCGGGUUCCCAAAAAGGAAAAGGCACGAAUCAUCGAACAGAUGCAGAAAAUGAAUUCACAGACUCCUACACAUCAACUUAGUGGUGUCCUUCAGAAUCCACUAGACCUUGUACAGCAUGUGAUAAACGCACACAGACAGACGUGUGCCUUCACACUUGACCGUGUAAAGACCAUGCGCCAGGCAGCAUUGCAGACGGGCGAGUUUGUCAACUGUCCUGCUCAAAUGGCUUGUCCACUCAAUGUUAACCUUGCUACAGAUCCUAAUGACAACUGCUGGGAAGAGUUCUCAGAAUUUUUUUCACCAGCCAUUAAGUCAGUUGUUGAUUUUGCCAAAGCCAUUCCAGGGUUUGCCCUUUUGAAUUCAGAUGACCAAGUUACAUUGCUCAAGGCAUCAACAUUUGAGGUGCUUCUGGUGCGAUUUGCUGCCCUGUUUGAUCCUGAUACAAACACCAUGUUGUUCACAUGUGGCAAACUAUUCAAACGACAUCCAUCUACAGUGACCACUAGUGCUGGUUUUCUGCUAGAUUCUAUGUUUGACUUUGCGGAGCGUUUCAACAAGCUCAACUUGACAGAUGAUGAGAUUGCCCUGUUUUCUGCUGUUGUUCUCUUAUCUCCAGACCGCCCUGGGCUAAGGAACCUGGAGCAGAUUGAGAAGAUUCAGACAAAGUUAACAGAAAGCCUGCAGACCAUCAUCAACACUAACCACAUGCACGACAACACAUUGUUUGCCAAACUACUGAUGAAAACCACAGAUCUGCGUACCCUUAACACUCUCCACUCUGAGAAAUCUCUGGGUCAGGCAUGCCAGGGUGUUGACGGAACAGAGAGUGACCCUAUGGAUUUAAAAGCUAACCUACAGGAGGCUAUUGAUUCCAGAUCUGAGGGUUCUUCACCAUCCGAGCCAUCAUUAAGUGCCCCAGGUUAUGAGCCGUCAGUGGAGAUCAGUGGGGCCCCAGUCUUGCCUCUUCGUGGUCCUGCCGACAUGCAGGGACAUCAACAGCAGGUUGUGCUCAAAACACCAUACGGAACCUUCUACCGUGAAGAGAGUUUCUAUGGGCUUGUUCCGGAUCCUCCUCGACGCCGCUGUCACACCCUUGAUCGGGAAACUGUAUCACGGCCUCGGUUACAUACCAUUGAGGAGGGAAGUAGACGAAGAAACACUUUAGAUAGAGACUAUAUAAAUAAAAUGGUAAACAAAUUGAGUGAUAAGUUAGAGAAACGAGCUGCCAUACACGGGGAUAGCAUGCCACCGUCCAUCUGUAACAGUGCUGCCAGUAGUCCUAUUCCCGAGGAGUAUCAACAUUAUCUAAAUCGUAACCAUGAGUUUAUACCCAUAUCAACGCCUGCUGAUUCAAGUGCUUGUAGCUCUCGGGCAAGUCCACAGAUGAAUCGUGACAUGCUCUUGUCGCGGGACACAGUAAUGAACCGUGACACACUACUUCCUUACGGUUCAUCACCAAGUUCUCCAAACCCUCGUUCUCGCUCAGGUUCAAUGGGUGCGGAUGACUUUGGUAAUCGCAGACGCUGUUACAGUUUCCACAUGAAUAGUGAGGGUAGAGCAUCACGUGGGAACACACAGCAGCAGCAAAUGCCUGUUAAUUACCAACAGGAUCAAGACAGGCUCUCAUCAGAAGACUUCAACACCACAUUGAUGCCAGACAUGAGACGAGGAAGUAUUGGAGCUUCCUACAAUCUCCAUGCAAGGAAGAAGUCCCUUUUAGUUGACCGCCACCCUGCGUACUUGUCACGACUCUCUGACUCGAUAAAGAAAAAGACUGAACAACAUCACUUGAUGGCUGAUCUGACAUCCUCUACACAGGCUGUUCACAUGGGUGCUGACAACAGUGCAUUUGACAAUGUAUCAUCCAUCCGAAUCCCUGUCCCCUGUCGUCCACAACAGUGGCCUACACCGUCCAAGCCAGCAGAGCACUGCCAAGAGGAGUCCAAAGAGGCUGUUGAGGAGCCCACAUCACCGAUGGCUACUGAUCAGUGUGAAGAUGAGAACCCACCUGUUGAGGUGUUCCACAAGAAGUUCGACAAGAUGCGUAAACACAUGAUUCCAGCAACAGAUGAAGAUACUGAGUUUAAACAAACGAUCCAGAUUAGUAAUGAGGGAGCUGAACAGAAAACUGAAGCACUGCCGGCUAUUAUAAUAGAUGACAUGCCUAAACUUGACCUUCCCAACUCCCCCAAACUCCAGAAGCCAAAGCUCUCUGCAGGUGAAGCCCAUCCACAGCUUUUGGCCCAUCUGCAGUCCCCAAACAGGGCAGGGCUGGUAAAUAUGCCUCUACAGCUAGGAUCACAGGGACUACCAGCUCUCAAUAAUAAUGGACUGGCCGCAGCACUUGCCCGUCCACCAGACCUGGCUUCAGAGAUGCCGGGUAGGAGUAACCAAAAGGAACAGUUACAUGCCACAACAAUGUUUCACUUAAAGGACAAACUAAUGAGAAAAUAUGACAGUAUGGAAAACCUGCAAAAGAUAGGUCAAAAUCCAGGACAGUCCAUGGAAAAUGACAACAGUGCUGAAACUAAUUCAUCCACAGUAGAAUCUCCCCCAAAGUCAGGCUACCAGGGCCACAUGCCAAUCCAGGGGCAGGUCCCCUCCACAGGAGUGUUUGCCCCAGGAAUGUAUCCAAGUGCAAUGCACCCUGCCUUCAUAGGCGCUGCCUACUCGUCAAUGCAUUCUAUGAAUGUGAUGCCUGGAUACAACCAGCACUUGGCUGGCAUGCAACAGCUGGCGCAGUUUUAUGGGCAGAGUCCACAAGUAAGAUUUAGCCCUGAUGGUCAGCCCCUGAACCUUUCACAAGGACCCCAUGCAUCAGCAGCUGUGGGGACUUCCAGAGGUGCCCCUUCUCUCAGCCUUGAGCAAGCAGUGGAACGCAAGAUAAAGGAAGAAGUUAGCUCCUAG